AUGUCUGACGUUCCAGCUUCCGAGGGUAGGGAAGUCAUCACCUUGCAGCUAGGAACUCUGAGUAAUUUCAUUGGAGUCCAUUUUUGGAAUCUCCAGCAAGCGACCUUGCCAGCUACCUCAAAGUCCAGCUCUCUCAAUCCUGCUGCAUCUGUUUUCGAUGCUAAUGUAUUGUUCGAGAGUUUGGCCUGUACCAGCAGACCAAGGCUGUUGGCUGUCGACUGGCACGAUAUGAUUGAUUUCGGUGCUGCUUCUGAUUGGGUUACACAACCUGACUCAGUGGACUGCUCUUUAUGGAGUGGAAAAAUUGACAGAGUAUUCAGAUCGGAUACUGUUCAGAGGACCAAUUCUAAGACCAUUCGUUCACGUUACUGGACUUCUUGUCUCACACCAGCUGCCCGACACCUCUGGUUUGAACAAGAUAUUGCUUGCGUCAUCCCUGAACCUUUGCCUACUCGCGUUGGACAUGCUGACAUUUCCGUGACAUCCUUUUUCCAGGGUGUCGACAUACUGUCUCCUGGAAAAGUUUUUUCCGACGAGUUCGAAGAUCAAUUUCGCCGUAAAAUUGAACGAUGUUCUCUUCUCAGCGGAGUUCAGAUGCUGGUCGAUGGAGAAGGCGCCUUCGCCGGUAUAGCCUCACGUCUUUUGGACUACAUGGACGAAGAGCUACCCAAACGUGCUCUUCUCGCUGUUCCUGUUUAUCAUACCUCGGCACUUUCCUCGCUUGACCGGAAAGGCCAGUUACUCGCCAAGGCCAAUCAACUGGCUCUGUUGGUUCACCUUGAACCCUGCGGGAAUCAUCUUACUCGUGGAGCUUGGUUGCCGUUCGACUUAUCCUCUUUCAACGACGCUACUGAUCACUGUUUUAAGAGUGGUUUGGUUGCUGCCACUUUGGAUGCCAUCACAACCUGGAUGCGAUUGGAACGCUCCCACGGAGGUGUUUCAUUGGAUGAAUUCAUCACAACGGGUCAGCAGUUACAUGGAAAACGUAUGUUUUCCCCGCGCGUUGGAUAUAGUACGAACUACGAGGGAUACGAUCGUCUUACUUGGAAAUCACUUAGUCCGUACAACGUGAAUUCUGACAGCACAUCCGUGGAAUCGAACAAAACUAUCUUGUGGCGACAGUUUACACCACGUGGUAUACCAGUUAAGUGUCUGCACCCUUUCUUGGGCGAUGAAUCCUCCGCGGGGACCAGUGCCGAUAGUCAUCACCCAGUGUUUCGAUUACCCGGACUUCAAUCCGGUGCAGCGGUUCGGAUCAUUGCUUCCGGAUCGGACGUGCCAAUGUGCCCGUUUUUGAACACAAACACCAAACACCCGUGGUGCGACCAACCGUCGUCUGUUUCAAUGAUUAGUAUCUUAGAUGUGCCUGGUAACAGAUCCUCCGAAUCAAUUGGCCUUAAGAGGUUGUUCGAUGAAGUGCGAAUAACUUCGUCCUAUCCACUGUUCGAAGACGUUGAAAGGGAUUUGUGGCGAGAAUAUUUGGAAAUGGCUCAAACUUGUUUGGUCGACGCCUACUCCGACAAUCAGCAUGACUCCUGUAGAUAGUUUUGUUUCGUUCCCUAGAAUGAACGUAUGAAACGCAUGUACGAAGUCAAAAUUUCAGGAAAAGAUUUGUACAGUUUUUUAUACUUUCUGUAAAUACUUCAUUUACACGUGGUCUCGUUGGUGUUUUUUUGCAAACAUUCCGUCACCAAUCGAAGUUACAUCAUCAGUGCGCUCUUAGGAGCGGCGGAGCUAUAAGAUGGUGAUGUGCAGGAAUUUAUAUUCAUGCCUCUAAAGCUAUGACUGUCGUUUAUAAUUGGUUGACUAAAUGCGUAAUCUUGUUGGGUG
Messenger RNA from Opisthorchis viverrini, 1830 nucleotides. RefSeq lists its product as hypothetical. The record is from RefSeq and is a predicted model, not a curated record. Bases 1 to 1545 code for a protein of 514 amino acids. NCBI's taxonomy places the organism in Eukaryota, Metazoa, Platyhelminthes, Trematoda, Opisthorchiida, Opisthorchiidae. The transcript is spliced from 3 exons. Gene Ontology annotation, cellular component: cytoplasm.